This is a messenger RNA of Blastocystis hominis, 489 nucleotides long. RefSeq lists its product as hypothetical. Gene Ontology annotation, molecular function: DNA-binding transcription factor activity, RNA polymerase II-specific; RNA polymerase II cis-regulatory region sequence-specific DNA binding. Gene Ontology annotation, cellular component: nucleus. The record is from RefSeq and is a predicted model, not a curated record. The coding region runs from base 1 to 489 and encodes 162 amino acids. The transcript is spliced from 3 exons. Lineage: Eukaryota; Bigyra; Opalinata; Blastocystidae. Gene Ontology annotation, biological process: regulation of transcription by RNA polymerase II.
AUGAAUUUGUUUUGUUCUAUUUGCGGAAAGAGUUUUUCACAAAAAUCAAAUCUUACACGCCAUUUAAAACAACAUGCAGGCAUAAAGCCUUAUGUUUGCUCUUUCAAUUGUGGAAAAUCAUUUAGCACUGCAUCGAACUGCAAGAGACACGAAUUGCAACAUACAAAUGAAUUUCCAUUUGUUUGUCCGUAUGAAGGAUGUGAACGUCGCUUUAAAUCCCGAUCUGCGCUUAACUACCACACAAAGACACAUUCCGGACAAAAGGAGUAUGUGUGUACCUUCGGGGAUUGUAAAAUGAAAUUUCUGAGCCGUUCAAAUCUAAAGAAACACAUGCUGUCUCACUCGCAGCAAGCUGAUUUUCACUGUCCAUUUUGUGAACGAAAGUACAAGCGGAAAUGGGAUUUGUCUCGGCACAUAAAGAAGGCACAUCAAUCGCGAGGCGAAGAGGGAAAUAGGUAUGAAUUGCUUUGUUUGGGUUCGAUGCAGUGA